Messenger RNA from Nezara viridula (southern green stink bug), 966 nucleotides. NCBI's taxonomy places the organism in Eukaryota, Metazoa, Arthropoda, Insecta, Hemiptera, Pentatomidae. The record is from the annotation of a GenBank genome assembly.
AUGAGGAUGGAAUGGAAUGCCAGCGAGUGCUCCAUUCACGUGAAGCGGCUGGUAGAGCGCGCAGAGCUACACCAUGGCGUCGCUCUCAACAACGAGUACGAGGUGAUCUCCUUCAACCACUUCACCCUCAACAGGAUCUACCCAACGGAAAUCGGGUUGGGGAAGAGGGUAGUGGAAAAGCCGAUCGGUUUCCGCCGGAAGGACCUGUUUGAAGUGAUCCAAUCCUCGGUGGACACCCUCAACAAGAAUCAGAGCAAGCCCCACUACACCGCGGACGACUUCGUCGAAGGAAUUUAUCGGACCGAACCAACGACGGGCACAGAAUACGAGCUCUACUUCCGAAACAAGACCAAGGGUGGCCUUCUCAAAGUGACCGCGCUACGGUCGUUCGCACCCAUAGUUCACAUCUCAUCGACACCUGUAGGCACGAAGAAGGAAAUAGUUCACGUCAUUCUUCCCUUGUCGGGAAGGGUCAAGACAUUCCAAAGCUUCAUGGGUAAAUUCGUCAAGAUCGGCUUGAAGCACGACAGACGGGUACUGCUGACCGUUGUAUAUUUCGGCGAGGAAGGACUGGCGGAAGCCAGACUCAUCAUGUCCAAGUCAGCGGGUCGAAACUCUGCCCUCUUGCGGCUGCUGGCCCUCAACGAGACCUUCUCCCGUUCGAAAGGUCUGCGGGUGGGGGCCGAGCGGGCAUGGGAAGUGCCGGGGAUGGUCGGCGACGACGUGCUCCUCUUCUUCUGCGAUGUCGAUAUCGUGUUCAGUGCCAAGUUCCUCGAUCGCUGCCGGUGGAACUCCAGUCCUGGGAAAUCGGUUUACUACCCAGUCGUCUUCUCGCUCUACAAUCCUCGCGUCGUCUACACAUUGCAGGGGAAGAAGGUCCCGUCUGAGACUGAUCAGCUACUCAUUUCGAGGGACACGGGCUUUUGGAGGGACUUCGGAUUCGGGAUGACUUGCCAAUACAAGUAA